Xenopus tropicalis (tropical clawed frog) is the source of this 1571-nucleotide messenger RNA. Its product is annotated as NXPE family member 3-like. The transcript is spliced from 4 exons. NCBI's taxonomy places the organism in Eukaryota, Metazoa, Chordata, Amphibia, Anura, Pipidae. The record is from RefSeq and is a predicted model, not a curated record. Bases 1 to 987 code for a protein of 328 amino acids.
AUGGAGUGUAACGUGAACCCCCCGGCAAGAAAUGUGUGUGAGUAUCAUGAUCCGUAUACAGGAGAAUCGUGGUUCUGCAAUCACCCUGAGCAAGUUCCCUGCAGCGCUUACAAGGGCCACGCCGCAGGAGGAAGCCGGGAGAUUCUCACUCCAGAAGAAGCAAGGUUCCUAGACAAGUCUGUGAAGGAGAAACUCAUUUCAUCCAAAGUUGAACCAUUUGUCGUCUUAUCUCCAGCAAUCAGUGUAGAUUCUAGGCCCCAGUGUACUCCUGGCCUUCCCAAUCCAGAACCAUCAGGGUUCUACUACCAAGACAUCUGGUAUUCGCGUGUGUGCAAGAACAGGGCUUUCCCUCAUCCGGCCAAUGUUACCGAGUGUCUGACAGGAAAGAUCAUGUAUAUAUUUGGGGACUCGACAACUAAACAGUGGUGGGAAACUCUGUUGCGUUUUGUACCAUCUCUACAGCGACAAGACCUCCAUGCACAGUUCCCGGCCCCCCAACUGGCCGUAGACAUGAGCAACAAGUUUGCGAUUCAGUGGCAGAUGCACGAGAAGCCUCUGUACAUAAUGUAUAGCGACAAACAAAAUGUCCAUUAUGUUGCCAGCGAGCUGGAGAGGAUCGGGGGCAACAAAGAGGGGCUGCUGGUUGUUAUAAACUGCAUGGCCCAUUUUGUAACUUACCCUGUGAAGGUUUAUGCCCGACGGCUCCGGGGCAUCCGUGAUUCUGUAGUGCGGCUAAUGAAGCGCAACCCACUAGCCAAGGUCUUCAUCAAGUCUGGAAACACUGGCUACGUGUACAUCCAUGGCAGUGAUUGGCUGUCCCUUCAGCUGGACCUGAUAAUGAGGGCCAUGUUCUCUGGGCUGCCUGUUACUAUACUGGACGCUUGGCAGAUGACCUCCUGCCAUUACCUACCCCGAGACAUCCAUCCUGGCCCAGUUAUUGUCAAGAACCAGAUUGACUUAUUGUUGUCUUUCGUCUGCCCAAUGUGAGACACAUUAGUGACUGGUGGCAAAUUGAUAAAAAAAAGGACCACAAAUCCACCAAAUAAAACUUAAUUUCAACAUUCAGGGUCAUAACAACUAGAGCCCUCCCUACAUUUCAGCUCUGAUUCUAUUGUACCCUCCUUCCUGCCCCAUGCCCUCUUUCUCUGACAUCCCAUCUCUUCUUCUUCCAUCGCUUCUCCCCAUUCCCAACUGUGAGACUUCUCCUGAGCUUCUUCCCUUCACUGACCUUUCUGUCCUGGCCUAUCUGAGUCUCCAUCUCUUCAAAUGCCCCUACAGAACCUCCUUUUGGAACACACUGAAUUUUCAACACUGAAUUCAACAAGUCAUUGUGUCAAUCACUCCCCAUGCCUUUAGAUUGUAAGCUCUUUUGAGCAGGGCCUUCUAAAUUCUGCUGUUGUAUUCAUUAACCCCUUGUGUGAUUAUGGACUGUACAACCCAUGUCUGUUAUAACAUUACUGUACACAGCUGUGCGCUCUAAAGUAUAUGAUGAUGCAAAGGAAAGAGGAAAAAAUAAAAGGUUAUGAAAGGUCACUAAUAAACCAUUUAUGUGGCAAAAUACAUAUUUGUGA